This is a messenger RNA of Hansenula anomala, 951 nucleotides long. RefSeq names its product palmitoyltransferase ERF2 (gene ERF2). Gene Ontology annotation, cellular component: Golgi apparatus; endoplasmic reticulum. The annotation marks the transcript as partial. Gene Ontology annotation, molecular function: protein-cysteine S-palmitoyltransferase activity. The record is from RefSeq and is a predicted model, not a curated record. Lineage: Eukaryota; Fungi; Ascomycota; Saccharomycetes; Phaffomycetales; Wickerhamomycetaceae. Gene Ontology annotation, biological process: peptidyl-L-cysteine S-palmitoylation; protein targeting to membrane. The transcript has 3 exons.
UUACUGAAUUGGUUGAUAACGGAUCCCAUAACUCCAAAAGAUGAAAGUUUACCAGUUGCUAGGAACUAUCAAGGUUGGAAUUAUGGAAACUUGGUGUUUCUGGCCGGUGGACGGUUUAGAUAUGUGAAAUCAAGGCCUAUUUCUUUUGCAACUGGAUUUUUAGUGGUAUUACCUGGUAUAUUGUUUUGCAUUUUUGAUGCCUCUUGGUGUUGGCAUAAUAUUUCCCCUGCUGUUGUUAUAACGUUCCUAUACACAUGGCUUAUUUGCAUUUCAUCAUUCAUAAAAGCAGCUACAUCAGAUCCAGGUAUCAUACCCAGAAACAUACAUAUAACAGAUGAGCCAUAUAAUUUACCUGAUGAGUAUUUCAAUACAAUAACACUCCCGUCAUACAAGGAAAAAAGUAUUGAAGUGAAAUAUUGCCUGACGUGUCGAGAUUGGAGAAUGCCUAGGACAUUUCAUUGCUCUAGAUGUGAUCAAUGUAUAAGUAUCCAUGAUCACCAUUGCAUAUGGAUAAAUAAUUGUGUUGGUGAAAGAAAUUAUAGAUAUUUUUUUGCAUUUUUGUUAUUUGGGUGCAUUUGUUCAGUUUAUUUAUCAGUUUUAGCAUAUUACCAUAUUUUCAUAUACCAAAAAACCCAUUCAUUAAGUUUUAAACAAACAUUAGAUCAUGUUCCAAUGAGUUUUUUCAAUGCAAUCUAUGGAAAUUUGAUCCUUCUCUAUCCUUUAUUGUUGUUAUUAUAUCAUAUGUUCUUGGUUUCUACUCAACAAACUACAAGAGAAUAUUUAAGAUCAUUGAAAACAAAAAACAACAGGAAUCCAUAUUCAUUGGGUAAUAUAGUGCAGAAUAUAAUAACGUCAUUAUGCAAGCCUAGAGGGUACAGUUUCAUUAGUACACGGGCCAGUUUUGAGCCUGGUGAUAGAAGAUUUGUUAGAUACCCAGCAGCAACUCAAUUU